AAUUAUUUUUUUGAAAGUGGGGAGUUUUUUUUCAUUUGAAAAUCAUUAAUUGGAACCCAAAAAAAUCGUUUUUGUCAUCCAGAUCAGCAGCAGUUUUUUGUUCCGUUUUCUCAAAAAUUUGAUUUUGAUUCAAUAGAAUUUUCUCAACAGCAACAACAAAAUGGAUUCAACAACAUUGAACAACAUUGAAAUACCCCAUAAAUCACUAUUCCCGGAGAUAUCAUUUUACACACGAAUAAAAUUAUUUCUUGGUUGUCUUAUAUUAAGUUUAUUAUUAACAAUUUUAUCAUGGACAAUGAUUUUAUUAUCAUUAAAAACAUUUGCAACAUUUUAUACAUUUUCAACCAUAUUAUGUUUAUUUAGCAUCAUGUUUCUAGUCGGUCCAAUGGAACAAUUAAAAUCAAUAUUAACAAUAACAAGAUUGAUUUCAUCAUCAAUUUUAUUAUUAUCAAUUUUUUUAACAUUAUUAUCAGCAUUAAAAUGGAAACAAGGAAUAUUGGCUAUUACAUUUAGUAUAAUACAAUUUUUAUCAUUCAUUUGUUAUGCAUUAUCAUAUAUACCUUAUGCACAAACAAUUUUUAAACAUUUUUUUCAAACAACUUGUACAACAUGUUGUUGUUGAGUGAUUUCUACUUCUUCUUUCGCUAUUCAACUUAACAUUCUUUCUGAAUUUUCUGUUUAUUUCGUUCCAAAAAAAAAAUUCUUUUUCCAAUCCCAUGACUUUCACACAAAUCCACACACAUACCAUCAGAUUCCUGACAU
This is a messenger RNA of Dermatophagoides pteronyssinus (European house dust mite), 762 nucleotides long. Its product is annotated as vesicle transport protein SFT2A-like. Gene Ontology annotation, biological process: vesicle-mediated transport. NCBI's taxonomy places the organism in Eukaryota, Metazoa, Arthropoda, Arachnida, Sarcoptiformes, Pyroglyphidae. Gene Ontology annotation, cellular component: membrane. The record is from RefSeq and is a predicted model, not a curated record.